Candida tropicalis MYA-3404 is the source of this 2340-nucleotide messenger RNA. It is a transcript of the gene AFG3, whose product is annotated as AAA family ATPase. The record is from RefSeq and is a predicted model, not a curated record. The coding region runs from base 1 to 2340 and encodes 779 amino acids. Gene Ontology annotation, molecular function: zinc ion binding; ATP hydrolysis activity; ATP binding. Gene Ontology annotation, biological process: mitochondrial protein processing; protein-containing complex assembly. Gene Ontology annotation, cellular component: m-AAA complex; membrane. The transcript has a single exon. Lineage: Eukaryota; Fungi; Ascomycota; Pichiomycetes; Serinales; Debaryomycetaceae.
AUGUUGAGGGUUAGUUCAAUAAGGUUUCUAAAUAGAGCCAUACUUCCACGUCGAAGUAUAUCACCAACAACUAUUCGAACAUUUUCCACAUUUCGUCCAUUAUCAUUCAACCAGUCCACUUUUUUAUUCAACAAAUCUACAAAAGAUAAUAAAGAUAAAAAACCUGAAAAAUCACAAGAAGAGAAAGAUAAGGAAGAAAAAGAAGAAAUUAAACGUAAAUUACAUAAAAAAUAUCCAAAUCUUGAUGAAGAAAAUUUAAAAAUUUAUAAAAUUGAUUUUAAAACUAUUGGGAAUUAUAUUGUUUUAUUUGGUUCUGCAGUUGUUACAUUAUAUUUAUUUACUAAAGCUACCAAUAAUGCUGAAAGUCAUGAAUUAUCAAUGCAAGAUUUUAUAACUAAUUAUAUUGAAAAAGGAUUAGUUACUAAAUUAACUGUUAUUAAUAAACAUAUUGUUGAAGCUGAAUUAAUUCCUGGUGCAAUGUCAAGUUUAAGUCAUACCAAUAGUAAUGGGAAACCAACUGUUUUAUUUACUAUUGGUUCUUUAGAAUAUUUUGAGGAUGAAAUGAAUAAAGUUCAAGAAAGAUUAUCUAUUCCAAUUAGUGAAAGAUUACCUAUUGUUUAUGAAGAAAAAGGUUCAUGGAUGAGUUAUGUUUUACCUAUUUUACCAACUAUUUUAUUAAUUGGUGGAUUAUAUUUCUUAACCAUGAGAAGAAUGCCAGGUGGUCAAGCUGGUGGUGGGGGAAUGGGUGGUCCAAAUGGAUUAUUCAAAAUUGGUAAAUCAAAGGCUAAAUUAUUUAAUCAAGAAAAUGAAGUUAAAAUUAAAUUUAAAGACGUUGCAGGAUGUGAUGAAUCAAAAGAAGAAAUUAUGGAAUUUGUUAAAUUUUUACAAGAUCCUCAAAAAUAUGAAAAAUUGGGUGCUAAAAUCCCAAGAGGUGCUAUUUUAUCUGGUCCUCCAGGUACUGGUAAAACUUUAUUAGCUAAAGCAACUGCUGGUGAAGCUGGUGUUCCAUUUUUAUCUGUUUCUGGUUCUGAAUUUGUAGAAAUGUUUGUUGGUGUUGGUGCUUCAAGAGUUCGUGAUUUAUUUAAAACCGCUAGAGAAAUGGCCCCAUCAAUUAUUUUUGUUGAUGAAAUUGAUGCCAUUGGUAAAGAAAGAGGUAAUGGUAAAAUUGGUGGAAAUGAUGAACGUGAAAAUACUUUGAAUCAAUUAUUAGUCGAAAUGGAUGGUUUUGAUACGACUGAUCAUGUUGUCGUGUUAGCCGGUACCAAUAGACCUGAUAUUUUGGAUAAAGCUUUAUUGAGACCAGGUAGAUUUGAUAGACAUAUUUCUAUUGAUGUUCCUGAUGUUGAAGGUCGUAAACAAAUUUUUAAAGUUCAUUUAAGUAAAAUUAAAUUGCAAGCUUUGGAAGAUAUUGAUGUUAAACAAAAAGAUAUUGAUUUUGCUAAAUAUCAACAACUUAAAACUGAAACUUUAGAUCAAUUGGCUGGUAGAUUAUCCGCAUUAACUCCAGGAUUUGCUGGUGCCGACAUUGCCAACUGUGUUAAUGAAGGUGCAUUAAUUGCUGCUAGAGAAGAUUCUCCACUGGUUGAUAUUCAUCAUUUUGAACAUGCCAUUGAAAGAGUUGUUGCUGGGUUAGAAAAGAAAUCCAAAUUAUUAACUCCCGAAGAAAAGAAAACUGUUGCUUAUCAUGAAGCAGGUCAUGCAGUUUGUGGAUGGUUUUUAGAAUAUGCUGAUCCUUUAGUUAAAGUUUCUAUUAUUCCUAGAUCUCAAGGUGCUUUAGGUUAUGCACAAUAUUUACCAGGUGAUCAAUAUCUUUUAUCAGAAAUUCAAUUUAAGCAUCGUAUGAUUAUGGCUUUGGGAGGAAGAGUUUCAGAAGAAAUAACUCGUCCUACUAUAACAAGUGGAGCAAGUGAUGAUUUCAAAAAAGUAACCAAGAUGGCUCAACAUAUGGUUCUUAGAUUAGGUAUGUCUCCAUCAUUGGGACAAAUUGUUUAUGAUCAAGGUGGUGAUAGUGAUGGUAUUAAAGUUCAUCAUAAUUAUUCCGAAACUACAGCUAGAUUAAUUGAUAAAGAAGUUAAGAGAUUAAUUGAUGAAGCUUAUCAAGAUUGUAAAGAAUUAUUAACUUCAAAAUUAGAUUUAGUUGAUAAAGUAGCUAAGGAAUUAUUUAAGAAAGAAGUUUUAACAAGAGAAGAUAUGAUUAGAAUGUGUGGUCCAAGACCUUUUAGAGAAAGAAAUGAUGCUUUUGAUAAAUAUCUUCAAGGUGAAGAUGCUUUUAAAGGUAAACCAAAACCUAAAUCAGAUGAUGGUGAUGUUACUCCUCCAACUUCAACAGAAACUGCAUAA